GAGCGUCGGGACAUGAAUCACAUUUCGCUUUAUCUGAUUGGACGGUCUUGACGAAAAGGGCGGUUCUUCUGCAGAUUCAUUGGGAAGUGAAGUCUCAAUGUCAAAGAAGCUUGUAUCAGCUGUUUCAGACUAUUCAUCUCAACAUCCACUGAUAAAAACAUCAGCGACGGAGAAAAACAGUCGUCUGCCACCAAACCCUAUGAAGAUUGAAGGCUUUUACGGAUAGGAACUCAAGGGCAGCGUCAAACGGUUUUCAGGUAGCGAGCUAAAGGAAAUAUGAACUCCCUACCAGGCAGGAGUGUGUCGCUGUGCAGACGCAUGACAGUGGGCGCUAUGAGGGUCCUCGCGGGCACAACGGGCCAUCCUGAUACUGUGGCCCGUGCGACCUGCCUCGAGGCUGUCAGAGUGUGCCACUCGGACUCGAGCCGCAAGGGCAGCGUCAGCACCAAGAAGCGUGGCUAUGACAUCACCAGAAACCCCCACCUGAACAAGGGCAUGGCCUUCACCCUACAGGAGCGUCUGCAGCUGGGCAUCCACGGCCUGCUGCCCCCCGUCUACCUCUCCCAGGACGUCCAGGUGCUCCGUAUCAUGAAGAGCUACGAGGGCCGCAACCCCCUCGACAAGUACAUCUUGCUGAUGACUCUGCAGGACAGGAAUGAGAAGUUGUUUUACCGCCUGCUGACAUCUGAUGUAGAGGAGUUCAUGCCCAUUGUCUAUACCCCCACUGUAGGGCUGGCCUGCCAACAGUACGGACUGGCCUUCAGGAGACCACGAGGUCUCUUCAUCACCAUCCAUGAUAAAGGCCACAUCGCCACCAUGCUCAACUCCUGGCCUGAGGAGAACAUCAAGGCCAUUGUGGUGACGGACGGAGAGCGUAUCCUGGGUCUGGGCGACCUGGGCAGUUACGGCAUGGGCAUCCCAGUGGGUAAACUGGCCCUGUACACGGCCUGCGGAGGAGUGCCACCCCAGCAGUGUCUGCCAGUCCUGCUGGACGUAGGCACCGACAACCAGGCACUCCUGGAAGACCCCCUGUACAUCGGCCUGAAGCACAAGAGGAUCAGAGGAAAGGAGUACGAUGACCUCAUCGAUGAGUUCAUGCAGGCAGUUACUGACAAGUAUGGAAUGAACUGCCUGAUCCAGUUUGAGGACUUUGCCAACUCCAACGCCUUCCGCCUCCUCAACAAAUACCGCAACCGUUACUGCACCUUCAACGACGACAUCCAAGGCACAGCCUCAGUAGCAGUAGCUGGGGUCUUGGCUGCUCUGAAGAUCACCAAGAACAAACUGUCAGACCACACCUUUGUGUUCCAGGGGGCUGGGGAGGCUGCACUGGGCAUUGCCCACUUGCUAAUCAUGGCCAUGGCAAAGGAGGGGGUGUCGGCCACGGAAGCCGCAAAGAAGAUCUGGAUGGUCGACUCCAGGGGCCUCAUCGUCAAGGGCAGAGGAAACCUGAACCAUGAGAAGGAGGAGUUUGCCCAUGACCACGCCCACAUCAAGACGCUGGAGGAGGUGGUGCACACCGUCAAGCCCACCGCCCUCAUCGGAGUGGCGGCCAUCGGAGGGGCGUUUACUGAGAAGAUCAUCAAGGACAUGGCGUCCUUCAACGAGAGGCCCAUCAUCUUCGCCCUGAGUAACCCCACCAGCAAGGCAGAGUGCACCGCCGAGCAGUGCUACCAACUCACGGAGGGGCGGGGCAUCUUUGCCAGUGGCAGCCCCUUUAAUAAGGUGACCCUGGCUGACGGUCGCUCCUUCAUCCCCGGUCAGGGGAACAACGCCUACGUGUUCCCUGGCGUGGCAUUGGGGGUCAUCGCCUGCGGGGUGCGCCAAAUCUCCGACGACAUCUUCCUCACCACAGCCGAGGCGAUAGCUGACAUGGUAACGGAGGAGCACCUGGCCGAGGGAAGACUCUACCCUCCACUCAACGGCAUCAGAGAAGUGUCCUUUAAGAUCGCUGUCAAGGUGGUUGACUAUGCGUACAGACACAAAAUUGCCUCCCUGUACCCGGAGCCUAAGGACAAGGAGGCGUUUGUGCUCUCCCAUGUCUACAGCCCCGACUAUGACUCCUUCGUCCAGGACACCUACGACUGGCCCGUGGAUGCCAUGAAAGUCCAGGACGUGUGAACUCCAUCAGCCACCUCUCUUUCUAUCCCCAACGUUCGAUCCCUCAGUACAGCACAAGGGAGCUACACAUAUCAGACAUGCGCUGCCGCCUCUCCAGAUUUCGCAUAAUUUCACCAAUCAUCACUCACGUUCCCCUGCUCAGACGUUGCAUGCAUCAACCAAUGGUUGCAUUCCACGGCAUCGACAGUGCCUUCCAGCACCAGAUUGCUAUAACAUAUGUGGUUAACUCAUACAUAAAAUACCUAUCCAGGCGUUGUAAGAUCUGGCAUGUGUCCUCAACGCCUGGGCAGAGGAACGCGCCCAAAGCCUUCUGCAGCUAGGUCAUCAAGACGAGACACUCCAUUGCCUCUAGACACUCCCCAGUGCCCAUAGAAUGUAAUACAUAGGAUGCACAUCUGUAGGAGAUUACAAAUGGUUAACCAGCAGAAAUAUAAUUUAAGGGGUAUUUUUCUGAAGGUUCAGUCAUUUCAUUUGAUGACCCCCUUGACUUUUGUAAUUGCUUUGUUUACCAUAUCGCUAUAUGUGUCCAUAUCAUCAAAUUGCCAGGUUAGUGCCACGACGUUUCAUGUGUAACUUGAGGGAACCCUAUCUGUUCUAUACAUUCUAUAUUCUAUUUUGAGAUUAUUUAUUUGUGAUUGAUACAGAAUCUGAAGACAGACUGUUCUGUGUCACCAAACCCCUAAUAACACACUCCGUUGAGCAUGUUUGGACUAGCUUUAAUAACUAAUAGACUAACUUAGGAAGAAAUGGCAUAUUCCCGAAAGGUCUCUGUCAUCUAUUGUAGGUUGCAUCUCAAUAGUUUUACCUUGCUUCCUUUGCUUGGAAAAGUGGAUGGGUGAAUCCCAUAUUGCCUUUACCUGUCCAUUGUUUUCAAAUUAGUCUCGAUAAAAGAUAGGAGACAAGCAUAGGAGGAGACCGCCAGUUUUAGACUGUUAAGAUGGACCUCUUGUCCGGACAUAAACGCAAACCCUCAUAGUGCCGGCCUCCGUUUGACCUCCUGACCUCACACAUCCUGCAGAUUCUAGUCUUUAGUUGGAGGAUUCUAUCAGAUAUUAGCAAAGAAUAUGUACACGCUGGUUCACACUGCAAUAUCAUUGAUUUUAAAGCACAACUCCAAUAUAUUAUUAACUGACAAUGUAUUACUACUCCCUGUUGUCACUUCAUACUUUAGGCUACACUCCUGCCAAAGCCUGGGUUUACAAGAGGACCAGUUAGAUAACCUAUAGAAUUUAAAAUAGGACACCCUGUUCAUCUUGUACUUUUAUUCUAGACUUCCCUGUUGAUGCGUGUCAGAGUUUUAACGAGAUGACUAAGCUACAUUUUUAUCCCCGACAUCAUUACCAUUAGGAACUGACUUUUACAUUUGAGUAAUUUAGCAGACACUCUUAUCUCACUUACAGUGCAAUUUUAUAUUUUCUUCGUACUCGUCGGAAUUGAACCCACGAACCUGGCGUUGCAAGCUCCGGGCUCUACCAACUGGGCCACAAGGGACUUCAUGUUUGUGCGGUGCCCGACGUUUGUGUACACGAUAGAGGAAGCUUUAAUAAACACUAGUGUACCACUAGCCCAUGCAUAGACGCUAACUACCUUUAGCAUCUAUUCAUGACGGUAACUUCUGGCCGGGGGAGUUUUGUUAAGAGCACCUACGCUUGUUCUGAUCGUUAACACAUCGCUUGCGGUAUGAUUUUGGAAACAUAAGGAAAGUAGCUUCCAUAUCGGCAAAAAAAAUGUUUUUCUAAAAACAAAAAUGUUAAAUUACUACACACCUUUUAUCGGGUUGGUGUUCCCACACGGCCAUAUCUCCAUGUUGCAGCGCUUGUUUACAGAAGACCACCUGUGCUUAUUAGCUAUCUAUCGUGCUCGAGCACCUGUGUAAGCAUAACUGGAGAGGAAGUGUAGUUCGUCAAUGGUAGGCAUACAGUUGUAUGGAUGUCUGGUCAUAUUUUUUAUUUGGUAAGAUUCUUAUUCGCAAAUAUGAAAGAUAGGUUCCAUAUGUUUCCAAAACGGUAUCGCAACGAUGAUGAUUGACGUUUCUAAACAUUAAAACAGAGCGUCGCGUUAUAGUUCACAUGUUCCCACCAAUAAGCAGUGCUUAUAGCUGAGAAUGCCUUGGGUUCUCGAGAGCAAGAGUAGCGCCUAUAAUAAUUACAUAUGUGAUUGCCUCUUUGGAUAUGCUUAUUUUAAUAAUGGAGGGGUUGCAUCUUUUUGUGUGUAGUUUUGUAUAAAGCUUUGCCUGUUUCGGUUUAGGUGUUUUUGCCAAAGGUAAUGACAGACAUGGUAAAUGUUAUAUUUUCUUUCCCCCAGAGAAUAUUAUGCUCUGCUUAGGCGUGAUGCACCACAGAAGGAAUUCUAUUUGGGGUUCAAGGAAAAAUGUAUGUUUUGAAGGGAAUAAAAAAGACACUAAGUGAA
Oncorhynchus keta (chum salmon) is the source of this 4530-nucleotide messenger RNA. RefSeq names its product malic enzyme 3, NADP(+)-dependent, mitochondrial (gene me3). The transcript has 15 exons. The record is from RefSeq and is a predicted model, not a curated record. Bases 277 to 2121 code for a protein of 614 amino acids. Lineage: Eukaryota; Metazoa; Chordata; Actinopteri; Salmoniformes; Salmonidae. Gene Ontology annotation, cellular component: mitochondrion. Gene Ontology annotation, biological process: pyruvate metabolic process; malate metabolic process. Gene Ontology annotation, molecular function: NAD binding; malate dehydrogenase (decarboxylating) (NAD+) activity; malate dehydrogenase (decarboxylating) (NADP+) activity.